AUGCACCAUAUAGGCGAGCCUAAUGCCUUCGCCAGCGCACAGGGAGCAGAGGCUGCGUCUCGGAGGCAGCUGGCACCCAGCGCUAGGGCGAGAUACGGAUAUAAAUGCAGAUACGGAGAAGGCGCUUCCAAUCUAAGGGCUUUGCGCCUGGAUCGUCCGUCGUCGACACCGGCCGCGUUUUCAGCUUUUGUUUUGUUUUGUUUUGUUUUCCCCCUCCUCCCUCCUCCCUCAGCCGCCUUCCGGCCCCCACAGGCUCCCUCUAAACUUCAGCGGAGCGGGGCGGGCGGGAGGAGCGAGCGGGCAGAGGUGGAGCCGACGGGAACUUGCGGCAAGUUUGCAGCGAGAUCGGGAGAAAGGAACCGCUCCGGAGAGCGCUUGGCCGCCGCAAGAAGCGCGAUUCGUCUUCCUACUGCGCCUUCGACGGCUGCAAGGAGCUGGUCGUGGCGAGCGCAGGAGGGGUGCUAGCGGCUGAGCAGCCCGGAGGGGAAAAUCCAGCCCGGGAUCUCGAGGGGAAGGUCGUCAACCUGUUUCAGGAAGAGACCAGCGAGCGAGGAUGA
This is a messenger RNA of Podarcis lilfordi (Lilford's wall lizard), 557 nucleotides long. Lineage: Eukaryota; Metazoa; Chordata; Lepidosauria; Squamata; Lacertidae. The record is from the annotation of a GenBank genome assembly.